Molecule: messenger RNA, 1332 nt
Organism: Prosopis cineraria
Lineage: Eukaryota; Viridiplantae; Streptophyta; Magnoliopsida; Fabales; Fabaceae
Product: WAT1-related protein At1g43650
Exons: 7
Coding region: 13-1197 (394 amino acids)
Cellular component (GO): plasma membrane
Molecular function (GO): transmembrane transporter activity
Source: RefSeq, a predicted model, not a curated record
UAUCAGCAAAAAAUGAAAGGUUCAUCACUAAGUUGCAGUGUUGUUCUGCAGAAAAACAAGCCCUAUAUAGCAAUGAUCUUCAUACAGUUUGUGUAUGCAGGCAUGGCUUUGCUCUCUAAAGCUGCGAUCUCCAAGGGAAUGAACCCUUAUGUGUUUGUUGUCUAUAGGCAAGCCUUUGCUUCAAUUGCUUUAUCACCCUUUGCUUUCUUUGACAGUAAGCAGGCUACUUCCUUGUCAUACACCUUGCUUUGGAAAAUCUUUUUCAUUUCCUUAUUUGGGUUAACACUGAGCUCAAGCCUUUACUAUGUUUCAAUCAACUAUACAACUGCAACUUUUGCUGCUGCAUCCACCAACACUGUUCCUGCAAUUACUUUCAUCAUGGCUGUUAUAUUAAGAGUGGAAAGCAUAUCCAUAAAACACAUGUACGGGGUGUCAAAGAUUCUAGGUUCUGUUCUGAGCCUUUCUGGGGCAAUCGUAUUUGCUUUAGUGAAAGGACCUCCUCUAGAAUUCAUGAAGUUUUAUGCUCAGAAUCAGGAGAAUCAUCACUCAUCAAUGUCACUAACAAAAGGUCACUCAAAAAUGGAUUUGAUCAAAGGUCCUGUCAUGAUGCUUUCUGCAAACACUGCAUGGUCUUUAUGGCUUAUAUUGCAAGGUUUCAUUGUAAAACAAUACACUGCGAAGUUUCGGCUCACCAAUCUGCAAUGUUUCUUCAGCUUCAUACAGUCUGCUGUUUUAGCUGUUGCACUUGAGAGAGAUCCUUCAGCAUGGAAGCUCGGAUGGGACAUAAAUCUUCUCUCUGUGGCCUACUGUGGUUUAAUUGUGACAGGGAUUUGUUAUUGGCUCCAAGUGUGCACUAUAGAGACUAAAGGACCCGUUUUUACAGCAAUGUUUACCCCUCUGGCUCUUAUCAUCACAGCAAUAUUCUCAGCUCUUUUGUGGAAGGAAUCACUUUACUGGGGAAGAACUUUGAUGAGGAUCACAAACCUAAGAAGGGCAAAUUGCUUUCUGCUGGUAUUUUUGUUUUGGGCCACUUGUAGUGUUGGAGGAGCAGUGUUGUUGGUGGGUGGACUGUACAGUGUAUUGUGGGGGAAGAACAGAGAGUGUCCCAAGCAAGAAAGCCACCAUCAAGACGAAGAGCACACAACAACUCAUUCCAAAUUAGAGGAUACCACAUUGGAAUGCAUUAUUCAGCACUAAUACGUGCAUGGAACAAAAUUUAGGAAGAGAAAAAAAAUAAUCAAUCACUAUUAUUUACAACUUGUUGUGUAUAUUUGUUUGUUGCGGAUAUCAUAUUUAAUAUUAAAUAAUAAUAAGGUCUUGGCUUCUCUUUUU